AUGCACUUCCUUGGUCCGUUACUCGCAUGCGCAUUGUGGUUUAGAUCAGCUGCUGCUUGGCCUCAGGGACUGUGGUCCAGGUACGAUGGCGAGGUCCUGGAGAGGGCCUACGGGAAGGCUCUGUUCUCCCCGAAGGUUGUCGUCGUUAGCAUGUUCUCGCCCGAGGCGGAAGUGUGGUACGGAAUCCCGGAGUUCAACAUCUUGGCAAUCAACAUCUCCGUCCCCGGCCUCUCGAUGCUGUACCCCGACGUUCACUGCACCGCUGACGGCGAGAUAUGCCAGGUGACGACGGGCGAAUCCGAGAUCAAUGCGGCCACGACCAUCGGCUCCCUCGUCGCGUCGCCGUACUUCAACUUCUCCCAGACGUAUUUCAUGAUCGCGGGCAUCGCUGGCGUGAACCCGGAGGUCGCCACGCUCGGAUCCGUCACCUUUGCAAAGUACGCCGUCCAGGUCGCCCUGCAGUACGAAUUUGAUGCCCGCGAGAUGCCUGAGAACUUCACCACGGGUUAUGUGCCCUUGGGCGCCACCGCGCCAGGCCAGUAUCCCACGUCAAUCUAUGGCACUGAGGUAUUUGAGGUGAACGAAGCUCUGCGAGACUUGGCCAUAGCAUUUGCCAAUGCCGCCGACCUGACCGACUCGGACGCCGCAGUUUCCUAUCGUGCGAAGUACGCCGCAGCGACAAGAUACGCCGCGGGUGCGACAGGCCCGAGCGUCGUCCCGUGCGACGUCGCCACCUCGGACGUGUACUACUCCGGCACGCUCCUCUCCGAGGCGUUCGCAAACACCACCACGCUCUUGACGAACGGCAGCGGGAUCUAUUGCACGACCGCGCAGGAGGACAACGCGAGCCUCGAGGCGCUCCUCCGCGGCGCGAUGCAUGGGCGCGUCGACUUCAGCCGGAUCAUCGUGAUGCGCACGGCGAGUGACUUUGACAGGCCGUACCCCGGCGAGGCGGCCUCGUUCAACUUACUCUGGGCGGACCAGGGUGGGUUCGAGCCUGCCAUUCAGAACAUAUACAAGGCGGGUAUCAAGGUAUUGGAGGGGAUCAUCGAGGGCUGGGAGGGGUCCUUCAAGAAGGGCAUCGCGCCGACGAAUUACGUCGGGGACAUAUUUGGCACUCUGGGCGGCACGCCCGACUUUGGGUGA
Messenger RNA from Rhodofomes roseus, 1146 nucleotides. Its product is annotated as purine nucleoside permease-like protein. The record is from RefSeq and is a predicted model, not a curated record. Gene Ontology annotation, molecular function: catalytic activity. The transcript is spliced from 4 exons. Gene Ontology annotation, biological process: nucleoside metabolic process; transmembrane transport. NCBI's taxonomy places the organism in Eukaryota, Fungi, Basidiomycota, Agaricomycetes, Polyporales, Fomitopsidaceae. The coding region runs from base 1 to 1146 and encodes 381 amino acids. Gene Ontology annotation, cellular component: endoplasmic reticulum.